Rotaria sordida is the source of this 1857-nucleotide messenger RNA. Lineage: Eukaryota; Metazoa; Rotifera; Eurotatoria; Philodinida; Philodinidae. The record is from the annotation of a GenBank genome assembly.
AUGGUUUCUUCAAAUUCAAUUGAUCAAUCAUCGGACGAAUAUUGUAACUAUGAUGUAAAAUGUGAAAGAGUACCUAUGAAUUAUUGUCAAGGAUGCGGACAAAAAUAUUGUAUAGAUCAUUGUUUGGACCAUCAAAGCAAACUUCAAGAAGAUUUUGAACAUGUUAUACAUACUAAAGAAUUAUUGUGGGAAAAAUUUAAGUCAUUAAUAUCACAAUCAUCACCAGAUGUUAAAUUAGAUUUUAUAAAGCAAAUUUAUGAAUUUAAAAUGAAAUCGGACGAAUUUGAAGAAACAGCAAAUAUAAUACAAGAACAGUUACAAGAUCUUAUUAAUGAAGAUAAACAAGAUUUGAAAAAGAAAUCGAUUACGAUGAGAAAUGGAUUAAAGUCUGAAAAAAAUAAUUAUUUAGAAAAUGAUAUUGAACAUUUAAGAAAAGAUAUUGAGAAAUUACAAGUAAAAUUUGAUGAAAUAAAUAAUGAUUAUCAAAAACGAGCAUCACAAGAACAAUCACAUAUUAUCGAUAUUAAUGUUCCAUCGAACAAUCAAUCUGAAAUGAUGAAAUCACCACCAUUGAAUCCUGUAUCAUCGAAAAAAGAAUGUCAUUGCCAAUAUGUUGUUGGUACUUUAAUAAAGAAUAUGUCACAAAAAUCAGAUGACAUUUCAACACUGUCUCAUCUACUCUUCAAACAGAUAAGUCCCACUAUCUUAGAUCUAAAUGAAAAUGAUUCUGUUCUAACUGAACCACAAAACGAAACGAAUCUAGAUGAAGAUGAAGAAGAAACGAUAAUAAUUAUUGGUCCUAAUACAACACCAAAAACUAGUCAAAAGAUACGUCUAUCCAAUAAUAUUAUUCGGUUGGUACAAGGUCCCAUUAAAACAAUGCUUGAUGAUAUAAUGCAUGCGAUCAAUAUGCGUGCACAAGAUAUACAUACCGGUGAUGUUAUCGUAGAAGCUGUAAAGCGAGAUUUAGCCGAACAAGAUCAAAUUGCAAUGAAACAACAAACUACUAAAAAUUCACUUAAGCCAGCAUUUAGUGAAAUUACAUCAGAUUGGAAGUUCGAAGGCGAAAAUCCUGAUAAAGGUUUUAGUAGCCCAUCCUUCUGGAUGCGUAAUCCUCAAGGUCAACGAAUCAUGGUCAAAAUAGAAGAUCAUCCAUUGUGUGCUGCUAAUGAAUGGCUAGCCUAUAUUUUAGGAAGGCAACUUGGUUUACCUGUUAAUGAGGUACAAAUUGCAAUUUAUCAAAAUGAACUAGUAACUUUACAUACUGAUGUUGCUCAUGAAAAUGAGAAAAGUAUUACAUUUAUGGACUUACCAAAAAAAAAAAGAAAAUUACUAUUAACUGAACCAAUAAUAGAAUGUAUGGAUCUAUUCGAUCGUAUAAUACAGAAUGUAGAUCGUAAUCAACGAAAUAUUGUAAUUACAAUACCGAAUACAACUAAUAUUAAUGAUGAUACUGUAAAAUUGAAAGUAUAUCUAAUUGAUCAUGGUGCCUGCUUUGGCAUGGAUAAACUUAAUGCCAUCAGUAUUAUAGCCUCUAAGUUCCAUUAUAAACAUCUUUCCGUCAUUAAAUUUGAUCCAAUAGAUCAAGCAAGAAAAUUCGAACAAUAUCUCAACAAGCUGCCGAUAGCAGAUCGUCCUCUAAUAAGUGAAACAUUGAAUCGUUUUGCAGCAAUUUCUGAUGAUCAAUUUUAUAGCUGGAUGACUGAAGUACAAAAUCUACUAUCAUCUAGUCAAUAUAGCCGCAUAUAUGAUGUCUUACGUCGAGAACGAGAUAUUGCAAAACGCUAUACGAUACAGUGGGGUAUUAAUUACAGAUCUUCAAGUGUUGAAUCAAACGAAACAAUAGUUUUUUUCUAA